CACGAUGCUAUCCAAUAUCUUGGCCCUCUUGCCAUUUCUCACUGGGGCUCUAGCUGGGUACCUGGUUCACGAUAGCAACCUUGUGCCCGACUAUGUACUGGAGGCCACUCUGGAAGAAAUCCAGAUCGAUUGCAAACCAAGACUUUCCGUCGUCUUCAAUGGGACCUACCCAGGGCCAACUCUUAACCUCCGGGAAGGACAAACAACAUGGAUUCGAGUCUACAAUCGUAUGGCACACAAGAACGUUACGGUGCAUUGGCAUGGGCUGAGCCAAAGGACAGCGCCUUUCGCUGAUGGAACUCCCCUGGUCAGCCAGUGGCCGAUCCCGCCCGAGCACUUUUUCGAUUAUGAGUUGAGGCCAGAACAUGGCGAUGCCGGAUCGUAUUUCUAUCACUCACAUGUUGGCUUCCAACAGUUGACGGCCCAUGGGGCUUUAAUUGUUUACGAUGCCAAAAAGCCGCCCUACCGCUAUGAUGACGACAUCACUCUGAUACUGGGAGAUCAUUAUGUCGAACAAGAUGACAAAAUCGAGGCUGGUAUCCUUGCAGACCCAUUCAAGUGGUCUGGGGAGCCAUCGGCAAUCAUAUUUCAAGGCAAUAGCGGCAAUCGGAGUUUCAACGCGGCCCCUGAUCUGACGUGCGCUCCGCAUGUGGUUGAGGUGGAACCAGGCAAGACUUAUCGUGUCCGAGUCAUAAGUGCAACUGCCUUGUCCCUGGUAAAAAUUGGAAUUGAGCAUCACGAAGAACUCCAGGUGAUCGAGGCCGAUGGUGCGUACACCAAAAGGGUUACGGUCGACCAUUCGCAGGUAUCCUCUGGUCAACGUUUCAGCUACCUCUUCAAGACAAAGCCUGCCAAGGACGUUUGCAAAAGUGGCAAAUCGCAAUUCUGGAUUCGAUACGAAAGCCGCGACAGGCCACAAGAGAUUGCUGGCUACGCCUUGUUGAGAUACCGAUGUGACCAGUCACAGAGUUUGCCAUCUUCGCUACCAAACUCCCCACCCAUCACCUUGCCCGAGACGACCAAUGAUUAUCUUGAAUACACUCUUGAAGGCCUGACCGACAACAAAGACGAAGCAUUUCCCUGCUUAUCCGAGGUAACAAGGACAGUUACUAUCCAGAUCAACCAGAUCCUCACAACUGGGAGCUAUGAAAAUGGGACGUUGAACGGCACCGUGGCCUGGGCACAGAACGGGCUUCCAUGGAAGGAGAGUGUCCAGGCUGCGGAGAAUCAAGUUCCAUACCUGAUCAACGUCUACAAUACUGGCCGGACGCCGAAUUAUACACUCGCUUUAGAGCACAAUGGCUUCGAUCCCGAGACAAAGGCCUUCCCAGCCAAAGUCGGCGAGGUUCUUGACAUUGUAUGGGAGAACAAUAACGGACCAACUGGGGGCUGGGACUUUCACCCAAUGCAUAUCCAUGGACAGCACUUCUGGGAUCUGGGGUCCGGCAAUGGAACGUACGAUGCUCAACGAAACGAAGAGCACUUUAAAGAUUUCACACCGGUCCGUCGAGACACCACGAUUCUUUAUAGGUAUGCAACGAAAGGCGUGCCGCAUACUACAGCCGGUUGGAGGGCAUGGAGGAUCCGUGUCACUGAAGAAAACGUUGGCGCCUGGAUGAUGCAUUGCCACGUUGCUCAGCACGCGGUCAUGGGUAUGGCCACGGUUUGGGUAUUCGGGGACGCUCCCGCUAUUUUGAGCAAGUUUCCUAUGGUGCCAUUCACACAAGGUUAUCUUCAAUAUGGUGGCAGCGCCUAUGGCAACGACACAAACGAUCCAGUGGUAAACCACUAUUUUGAGAGCACCUAGCUGGUAAUCAGAAGCUAGAAGCAGUGUAAAUGAGAGAUAAUACGGCAGCUUGACUUAGGCUUGUGAUUGGAUAUUACAACGCCACUCGAGGUCUUGCAGAUUGUAUUUUUGUUUACCUACUGAAUCCAAUGUCGUUGUCUAUG
Messenger RNA from Fusarium vanettenii 77-13-4, 1950 nucleotides. RefSeq lists its product as uncharacterized. The record is from RefSeq and is a predicted model, not a curated record. Lineage: Eukaryota; Fungi; Ascomycota; Sordariomycetes; Hypocreales; Nectriaceae. Gene Ontology annotation, molecular function: oxidoreductase activity; copper ion binding. The coding region runs from base 5 to 1807 and encodes 600 amino acids. The transcript is spliced from 3 exons.